This is a messenger RNA of Archocentrus centrarchus (flier cichlid), 2872 nucleotides long. RefSeq names its product deltaB (gene dlb). Lineage: Eukaryota; Metazoa; Chordata; Actinopteri; Cichliformes; Cichlidae. The transcript is spliced from 7 exons. Gene Ontology annotation, biological process: cell communication; multicellular organism development; Notch signaling pathway. The coding region runs from base 189 to 2075 and encodes 628 amino acids. Gene Ontology annotation, cellular component: membrane. The record is from RefSeq and is a predicted model, not a curated record. Gene Ontology annotation, molecular function: Notch binding; calcium ion binding.
CCGAGUGUCAGUAACGUGACGAAAGGAAAGACUACCAAGAGGAUUGAGGAGGAUCACAGUUUACAGCGUGAUGAAAAGAUUUUGAGAGAUUAUUUUCCCUUCACUGCGAGAGUAUCUUCUUGUGAGCUAUUUUUCAGCGAAUGAGGAACUCCACUUAAAAUUGGAAAGCAAACUUCAGGGGGAAAAAAAUGGCACAUCUGCACCUGAGAUACCUGCUGGUUUUGGCCUUAGUGCACGCAGUUCUGUCCUCUGGUGUGUUUGAGCUGAAGAUUCAUUCCUUCCACACGGCGCAGCGGAUCUGCAGAAGACACAGAGACUGUCAUAUUUUUUUCAGAAUUUGCCUGAAACACCCAGAGGAUGUGAUCUCCGCGGAGCCGCCCUGCACCUUUGGUACCGGGCACACCAACGUCAUCAGGGCCGACCACACCUCGAUCUCCAGCAGCGCUCCCAUCAGGGUGCCUUUUCACUUCAAGUGGCCGGGAACAUUUUCGUUGAUCAUUGAAGCCUGGAACGCUGAAUCUCCCACAGAAUACACCGACAAUCAGAACAACCUCGUGAGCCGCCUGGCGACCAGGAGGAGACUUGCCAUCGGGGAAGACUGGUCCCAGGACGUGCACUUCGGCGAGCAGAGCGAGCUGCGGUACUCCUACCACGUCUUCUGCGACGAGUACUACUUUGGAGACGGCUGCGCUGACUACUGCAGGCCGAGGGAUGACACGCUGGGCCACUACACCUGCGACGAAGAGGGCAACCGCAUCUGCCUGGAGGGCUGGAAAGGAAACUACUGCUCUGAACCCAUCUGCUCGGCGGAAUGCAGUGAGAGGCAUGGCUACUGUGAGGCCCCAGGGGGCUGUACGUGCCGCAUGGGCUGGCAGGGCCCUUCCUGCAAUGAAUGCGUCCGCUACCCAGGCUGCCUCCACGGGACAUGCAGCCAGCCGUGGCAGUGUAACUGUCAGGAGGGCUGGGGGGGCCUCUUCUGCGACCAGGACUUGAACUACUGCACCAACCACAAACCAUGCGCUAAUGGUGCAACCUGCACCAACACGGGCCAGGGCAGUUACACUUGCAACUGCCGGCCCGGCUUUGGAGGUACAAACUGUGAGCUGGAAACCAACGAGUGUGACAGCAACCCCUGCAAGAAUGGAGGCAGCUGCAACGAUCUGGAGAACGACUACUCCUGCACCUGCCCUCAGGGAUUCUAUGGUAAGAACUGUGAGAUCAUUGCCAUGACGUGCGCAGAUGGUCCCUGCUUCAAUGGAGGCACCUGUGUGGAGACAGUGACCGGAGGCUACACCUGCCGCUGCCCUCCCAGCUACACCGGCUCCAACUGUGAGAAGAAGCUGGACCGUUGCAGCAACAGGCCCUGUCUAAAUGGCGGUGAGUGUCUGGACCUCGGCCAGAGCAUCUUGUGCCGCUGUCAGGCAGGCUUCACAGGUGCCAACUGCCAGGUCAACAUUGAUGACUGUGCCUCGAGCCCCUGCCAGAAUGCUGGAACCUGCCAAGAUGGUGUAAACGACUACACCUGUUCCUGCACUCUGGGAUACACUGGCAAGAACUGCAGCGUGCGCUCGGACGCCUGCGGAGCCCAUCCCUGCCAGAACGGUGGCACUUGCUUCACCCACUUCACUGGGCCUGUGUGCCAAUGCCCUAUGGGCUUUAUGGGUCCCAGUUGUGAGUUCACGCUUCAGCCCAGUUUCAAGCCAGCUUUGCGCCAAACCUCCCAACCCUCCUCUACUACCCUCACCCUCUCCUGUGCUCUGGCUAUCCUGGUACUGGUUCUGGUUGCUGGGAUCCUCUUCUUGAGGCGGAGGAGGAGGAGAAUGCAGGGAAGGAAGCAGCUAAGAGACACUGCAGUUUAUAAUGACUUGGAGACGGUCAACAACCUGGGAGGCAGCGAAAGAGAUGCCUUCCUUGGCCCCAACGGCCUCUUCAAGAUCAGCAACAGCACAGCCCGCCUCAGCCUCUCCCUGUGCCCGGACAGCAGACCAGGGUACAGGCACAACCCUGUGGAGAACAGCCUCUCCAGAGGGGAACGUCAGGACUUCAUGUGGAGGGAUGAGGCAGGGCUGAGAUGAAAAAAUAAAAAAGCAUGGCUGUUGAAACAGGAAAAGAAACAUGUUAGCACUUGUUGCUCUUCUUUCUUUAUGUACAGUGAGGGAAGGAGCAAAUCCAUGAGAUGGAAACCUUUCAUGCUCAUAAACCAAUAUGCCAUUUUAAAAAGCAACAUUGUGACAAAUGAACUGUUCUGAUGAAGAUGAUUGAGAAGGUACAUGGGGCAAAGCUCUUCCAUGCAUAAGACCCAAAGAGACAAAUAAUAUGAUUCACUGUUCAUAGGACCUACAACACAAACCAAAUACAGGAAGAUACAAAUAUUCUGACCACCUUUGGAAAACUGGCCCGGAUGUGUUUUACUGGGUUAUUCUUUUUAAUAUGUUCACUGUUUCUUUUUUUUUAAAAAAACACUGAAUUUUUCUUUUGCUUUUCAAUCUUCCUUUUGCCAUUAUUUCCUUAUUGUGUGUACCAUCAUUUUUUUUAAUUCUUUAUAUUAUUAUUUAUUUAUUUGAAAACUUGUGUUUAUGGCUUCACUUUGUCGCAGAUGUAGAGAUAUAUAUUUAUAUGAUGCUGAAUGAAGAUCGAUGCGUAAUGCUGGAUCUGGAUGUUUUGUGGGCCGUGUGAGAUAUCCCAAAGAUAUGAUGGGCAGGGAUAUAAAGAGAAUGUGCUUUAUCACAUAAAGUCAGCCAUCACUGUAAUUUAUAUAAAUAUACAAAAUAAUAUAGUACUGAUGUUCAUGUGCCAUUUUAUGUUCAUGCCAAAGUUUGUGUUAUGUUACAGCUAUCCAUUCAUAUUAUUUAAGUUUAUUAUGUCAUGUUGU